AUGAGGGGCUCGGUCACCUUCGAAGAAAGCGGUUCUCUACCAUUCCUUAGCCUAGCACAAUUUUUCCUACUAAACGAAGACGACGACGACCAACCGAGAGGACUCACCAAAGAACAAAUUGACAACCUAGCCAUGAGGAAUUUUGGUGAGAGCGAUGCUCUGAAAACCUGUAGCGUGUGCAUCACAGAGUACACGGAAGGCAACAAGCUCCGUAAACUGCCUUGUUCUCACGAGUACCACGUCCACUGCAUUGACCGCUGGCUAUCGGAGAAUUCCACCUGCCCCAUCUGCCGCAGGGCAGUCUUAGCCUCUGGGAACAGGGAGAGCGUUGUCUAGAGGAGAUCCGGAUCGGUGCCCCGGCAGCUGGUGCGAUAGUGAUGGGCAAAGAAGUCACUUCCUUUAUGGCCACUUUUUGAGUGGU
Molecule: messenger RNA, 421 nt
Organism: Merops nubicus (carmine bee-eater)
Lineage: Eukaryota; Metazoa; Chordata; Aves; Coraciiformes; Meropidae
Product: E3 ubiquitin-protein ligase RLIM-like
Exons: 1
Coding region: 1-336 (111 amino acids)
Biological process (GO): protein ubiquitination; ubiquitin-dependent protein catabolic process; random inactivation of X chromosome
Cellular component (GO): cytoplasm; nucleoplasm
Molecular function (GO): ubiquitin protein ligase activity
Source: RefSeq, a predicted model, not a curated record